CUCGACUCUCCGUGCGUGUCGGAGGAAGGAGAUGCUUCCGACGACCGACGUCCAUCGACCGCCCUGUCGAGGAGACAUCGCCGCCUGCCGCGGUCCCGAUUCGGAUCUCCGUCUUUCUUUGUCCCGAUUCAAGGAAACCCUGAUUCUCUUCCUUCGGUUUCGCCCAAUCCAUUGGAUCCGAGGAAGGGGAUCGACCCGCCAAGGCGACGUCGCCUCCUCCGCUGCAGUCCUAACCCGCGUCUCUCUGCGUCUUUUUUUUGUACCGAUCCAAGAACCCCCCGACCCUCCUCCUUCGAGUUCGACGAAGGCCUAAAUCUUCAUCCACGGAACCCAGGGAAGGGGAUCCGACCGCCGGCUACUCCCCCUGCCCCAUCUACCGCUCCGCUGAACCGGCGACGUCUUCCUCUCUUUCUUUUCUUCCCCGAUCCAAGAAAUGUCUGCCGCCUUAAUCGAAUAAGGAAUGUCUCGUUCCCGCCCGCCGACUCCUCCGACUCCAUCGACCGAUCCGCCGAGGAGGUGUCGCAACCGCCGCCGCCUCAGCCCGCAGCGGAGUGCCACGGUGGUGGGAGCCCACGAUAUGAACAACCGGAGUACCUCGGCGGUGGGAACCCACGAUACGGGCGACUCCCACCACCUCGGUUCUCCCUUCACCAAUGCCACCGCCUCCAGCCCGGACGAGCCUGUCUAUGACGACACCGUGGCCUGGGCGUGAAGGCAGUAGCCCCGGGCGGCUGCCGGGGAGAGCAGUGGUGCCAAAGAAAGAGGAGAAGGAAGGGUGUUGUAUUUUUCUUAUGGUGGUAAUUUCUUGGUAUGUGAUCGUAGGGUUUGUGUUCAUCAGCUAUAUCACCCUGCUUGCAUCAACCGGGAUGAGGCCUUCUUUCUUGAUGGGGUCGCUGGAACCGUGGAUCUGCAAUCAGCCUCGAGGUUGCGUUGUUGUGGCCACCACCAUUAAGAUGUUCGACCUCGUUUGAAGGUUAUAUGAUGGCCUAGGAAACAGUUGGCUAAUCUGAUUAGUACGUGAGGUUGUGUCCAUUCGUAACUAUCUUUGCACUAUUAUAGAGUGCAAUACAGAAGUUGCAGAUUUUGAGCACAGCUGAGCAACGCCAGCGUUU
Molecule: messenger RNA, 1112 nt
Organism: Musa acuminata subsp. malaccensis (wild Malaysian banana)
Lineage: Eukaryota; Viridiplantae; Streptophyta; Magnoliopsida; Zingiberales; Musaceae
Source: RefSeq, a predicted model, not a curated record